UUAAAAAUAAAAUAUGACAAUGACAGCAGCCAAAAUCAUUGGAGCUGUGGUAGGGACUACGGUACUUGAUUUCGGGUUGGAACAUGUUAUGUCUGAUAGGAAGUUGUUUGGAGGGACCACUCCGUCAACUGUUUCAAACCAGGCAUGGUGGCAAGAAACUGAUAAGAAGUUCCAGUCGUGGCCUCGUGUAGCAGGACCCCCAGUUGUUAUGAACCCCAUCAGUCGCCAGAAUUUCAUUGUCAAGUCUCGUGAUGAAUAAUGUGGGAGGAAAGUGCUGUAGUAUCAUUUGUGGUGCGUGAUUAGUUUUCAAUCUGCCCCUGAAAGUGGAUACUCAGAAUGGAAGUAGCUCAUCUACUCGAAGUCUGAUUAUAAUGACUACUUUUUUUUUAUCACAUUGUGUAGUUGUUUUUGUGGAUAUAGGUAUUGGUCAAUAAUGAUAAAAACCUGAUUGGGAACACAAUAUGCACCUUAUG
Messenger RNA from Papaver somniferum (opium poppy), 473 nucleotides. RefSeq lists its product as uncharacterized. The coding region runs from base 14 to 259 and encodes 81 amino acids. The transcript has 3 exons. Lineage: Eukaryota; Viridiplantae; Streptophyta; Magnoliopsida; Ranunculales; Papaveraceae. The record is from RefSeq and is a predicted model, not a curated record.